AUGGGAAACGCAUCCAACGCCUCGGUGUUCAUCUCCACCUUAUCGGAGAAAGAAGACCUGAUUUUUGGCACACUCUAUUUAGUCUUUGGCCUCGUGUCCCUCUCUGGGAACUCGCUGCUCCUGCUGGUGGCCUAUCAGAAGAGGUCCAUGUUGAAGCCUGCUGAGUUCUUCAUUGUCAACCUGGCCAUCAGUGACCUGAGCAUGACAGUGACACUCUUCCCCUUGGCCACCUCGUCCUUCUUUGCACACAGGUGGCUGUUCAACCAGGCAGUUUGCACCCUCUACGCUUUCUGCGGGGUCUUGUUCGGGCUCUGCAGCCUCACCAGCCUGACAGUGCUCAGCACGGUUUGCUGCCUGAAGGUCUGUUACCCAGCGUAUGGCAACAAGUUCUCACCCUGCCACGCCGGAGUGCUGCUGCUCUGCGUCUGGGCCUACGCCCUGAUGUUUGCCACAGCCCCCUUGGCCGAGUGGGGCAGCUACGGCCCCGAGCCCUACGGCACAGCCUGCUGCAUCACCUGGGAUGCCUCGAGCAGGGAGGCCACGCUCUACAUCGUCGCCCUCUUCAUCUUCUGCUACCUUCUCCCCUGCCUCCUCAUCCUCAUCUCCUACUCGCUGAUCCUCUGGACGGUGCGGGUGUCCCGGAGAGCCGUGAGGCAGCACACGUCCCCCCAGCGCAGAGCCCGCAGUGCACACAGCCUGGUUGUGAAGAUGAGUAUUGCUGUGUGCCUGGGCUUUCUGGCUGCGUGGACCCCUUACGCUGUCAUUGCCCUGUGGACAGUCCUCGGCGAUGCCAGCCAGAUGCCGGCACUGGCCUUCGUGCUGUCGUCUGUCUUUGCCAAGUCCUCAACGCUCUACAACCCCCUGGUGUACCUGCUCUUCAAGCCCAACUUCCAGAAGUUCCUCUCCAAGGACAUGGUGCUGCUCCGGGCCAUCCGCACCCUCCUCUGCUGUGGCUGCCCAAGCGCUGUGCUCCAGCCCUUCCCAUCCCCGGGCUUCGGUGACCACUCUGGGGCUUGCAGAAACUGUGAUGACACUUUUGAGUGUUUCAGUAACUAUCCCAAGUGCCACAAACUCCCCCAGGCACCUGGCAGCUCACCCCGGCGUGCUCCCCUGGCUAUCCUGGCCGAUGGAGCUGCAUGCCAGCCAGGGGUGAAGAGGACAGUGCAGGUGAUGGUGCUUGUCACACGGAAAAGGUCAGGCCUGGGUGCUGCGAGUGUGGCAGGGGAACCCCUGCCACCGAGCAUCAUGAAAGACCUUCUCUGA
This is a messenger RNA of Apaloderma vittatum (bar-tailed trogon), 1263 nucleotides long. Its product is annotated as opsin-5-like. The record is from RefSeq and is a predicted model, not a curated record. The transcript is spliced from 5 exons. Gene Ontology annotation, cellular component: membrane. The coding region runs from base 1 to 1263 and encodes 420 amino acids. Lineage: Eukaryota; Metazoa; Chordata; Aves; Trogoniformes; Trogonidae. Gene Ontology annotation, biological process: G protein-coupled receptor signaling pathway. Gene Ontology annotation, molecular function: G protein-coupled receptor activity.